AUGUUCCAAAAAUGGCGUACGGAAACCAUGGUACCGAAACGGGCGCCGUCUCGAAUUUCUCUUUCAUUUCUAAACUCGAUUCAAACGAAAUCCGGUGUGAAAGAAGAUCCUAAUAAGAUUUCGCUUCUACAGAAAUCCGAGUCGCUGCCGAAUAGCUUGGCGCCAAUCCGCAGUGACGUUUCGGACAAUUCGAAAGAGAAUUUGUCGCCUUCCAACCACACCAGCGAGACUAUAUUGCCGUCAAACUCGUUGAACAGGAAAAAAUUGAAUCCGCCGUGUCUCGAAAAAACUCAAAGCGAAGACAUGGUUUUUGCGGAAAUCGAGGCCCUAACCGUUAUGGAGAACAAUCUCUUCUUCCCUCUUCGCAGUUCUUCAAAACGUCGUGCAGAAGCAAUGGAUAAAUACGAGAAAAUUUCGAAACUUGGUGAAGGCUCUUAUGGUGUUGUCUAUAAAUGCAGAAACAAAGAAUCCGGUCAGAUAGUAGCAAUCAAAAAAUUUGUCGAAACAGAGGAUGAUCCUCACAUUAAGAAAAUUGCGUUGCGAGAAAUUCGAAUGUUAAAGCAACUGAAACAUCAAAAUCUUGUGGGUCUCAUUGAGGUCUUCAAGCGAAAUCGCAAACUUCAUUUGGUUUUUGAGUUAUGCGAUCGCACAGUUUUGCAUGAACUCGAAAAGAAUCCCAACGGUGUGAAUGACGAACUCACAAAGAAGAUCACAUAUCAGCUUCUCGAAGCUCUUCGCUUCUGUCACGGCCACAAAUGUAUUCAUAGGGAUGUGAAACCGGAGAAUAUAUUCCUCACAAGGAAUGAUCAAGUGAAACUCGGCGAUUUUGGAUUCGCAAGAAUUAUUAACACAUCGGAAAUGUAUACCGAUUACGUCGCAACUCGCUGGUAUCGUAGUCCCGAACUCCUCGUUGGAGAUGUUCAAUACGGCCCUCCCGUCGAUAUAUGGGCUGUUGGAUGUGUGUACGCAGAAUUGAUGACCGGAGAAGCUCUGUUCCCAGGUCGAAGUGACAUUGAUCAGUUGUAUCUAAUAAGGAAAACCCUUGGGGAAUUCAUCCCUCGUCAUUUGUCAAUUUUCCGUACAAAUCAGUUCUUCUUCGGCUUAUCAAUCCCUGAGCCGGAGCAUUUGGAGCCGUUGCCAUCAAAAUUGCCAAACGCAAGCAGUGCCCAAUUAGAUUUCUUAUACAAAUGCUUCGAAAUGACACCUGAACGACGAUGGAAUUGCAGUGAGCUCUUGCAGCAUCCGAUAUUUCAAAAUUGGACCCUUCGGUUACGGUUGGAUGAGACGAGCUCAAAUGGUCCUAGCACGAAGAGGAGUCCCAAUUAUCUGCCACUUCUCAAUGGGAAUGGCACCAAUUUGGCUUCGAUUCAUUCAAAUUUUAUGCUCAUCCUACCAUUUGGCACAAGACUAUUGAAAUACUUGCUUCCAGACCGCACAAUUAUUGAAUUUCGCGACUUUAUUCCUGAUUUUUCGAAUUUUGAGUCGAAUCGCAACGAAUCCAACUAA
Caenorhabditis bovis is the source of this 1506-nucleotide messenger RNA. Lineage: Eukaryota; Metazoa; Nematoda; Chromadorea; Rhabditida; Rhabditidae. The record is from the annotation of a GenBank genome assembly.